Messenger RNA from Amphibalanus amphitrite, 4710 nucleotides. Its product is annotated as equilibrative nucleoside transporter 1-like. Gene Ontology annotation, biological process: nucleoside transmembrane transport. Gene Ontology annotation, cellular component: plasma membrane. The coding region runs from base 636 to 2102 and encodes 488 amino acids. NCBI's taxonomy places the organism in Eukaryota, Metazoa, Arthropoda, Thecostraca, Balanomorpha, Balanidae. The transcript has 13 exons. The record is from RefSeq and is a predicted model, not a curated record. Gene Ontology annotation, molecular function: nucleoside transmembrane transporter activity.
UUCGCGCCGUCUGCUGUGGUGGUGUGGGGUGCGCGGUGUUGUGCUCUCCGAUUGUGUGCGGAAGGGCUGUGACCGUGUGUAAUAACAAAAAAUAAAUCGCGUAGGGAGUGAGCCGUGAGGUGUCCAUCCGUGGCUACCAAACUUGUCCGCAAGGUUCAGCAUUUGUAAGCAAGGAGAGUCACGAACAUGAGAACUAAAUACGACUUAGAUGCAUCCAGAGAGGGUGACCGGAGUCAACUAUCGUCCGAGAGUCACCCGUUCGUGGACCCGGCGUCCGCCCCGCGUCCCCUGGUGUACACGCCUCGUGACGAGCCGGUCAAGCUGAGCCCCGCGUGGGAGGCGAGCAACGUUCCGCCCGAGCAGCUGAACUUUCUGGACGUGACGGCGGAGAAACUGCCGGACGACGAGCCGCCCCACGACAGCGAUACUCAGUGAAGCAGUGGCGACUGAUCAGAAGACAGCAUCUCGUGUGCUUGCGGUAACCUACUGAUGACCCAGUGACAAUAACCAGUGACUUGACCUCAGCGCCGCGCUCGUGACCGGGCAGUGACCUCAGUGACCGAGCGGUGAACUGGGUGACCGAGCAGGGACCUCGGUGACCGGGCAGUGACCGCCGGUGUCGGUGCCGCAGCGCCAUGGUCUCCGGCGUCAGCUGCGCCGGUGGCGGCGGUGCCGAUGGCGAGGCGGCGCCGCUGGCCAGCACGGAGGACCUGAGCGGCUCGGCGCUGGGCACCCCGCGCACCCUGGUGCGCCAGCAGCCGCCCAGCCGGCCGCCGGGUCCGGCGGCGCGCGGCAGGGACGUCUCCAAGCGCAUCUACGAUCAGAUGCGUCUCGGAGAGGUGGAGCAGCUGGAGCUACAGGAGGAGCCGACGGACUCAUGUUCGCUGAUCUACCUGGUGUUCGUUCUGCACGGCAUUGGCACGCUGAUGCCAUGGAACAUGUUUAUCACGGCCAAAGACUACUUCGUCAACUACAAACUGUCGGAGGCUCACACGGGCGUCGUCUCCGAGUACGCCACCAACUUCCUGCCGUAUGUCGGCUUCGCUUCUCACAUCCCCAGUGUGUUGAUCAACUGGAUCAACGUCUUCGCCAGGAUGGGAGGCUCGCUGGCCCGGCGGAUUAUCUGGAGCCUGUGCGUCAUCACCAUGGUGUUCAUCUUCACCGUGAUACUGGCCAUGGUGGACUCGAGUCGGUGGCCGGGACCCUUCUUCUUCACCACAAUCACGUCGGUGGUCAUACUCAACGUGGCGAACGGCAUCUACCAGAACUCCGUAUACGGCCUGGCGGCGCGGCUUCCCUUCCGCUACACGGGAGCCGUGGUGCUCGGAUCGAACAUUAGCGGCACGGUGACGGCGCUGAUCAAGAUCCUGUCGAUCGCGAUGGCACCGAACCCGCGGACUGCUGCGAUCUACUACUUCAUAACGGCGCUGUUCAUUCUGCUCGCCUGUUUCGACACCUACUUCGCCUUGCCGCUCAGCAGGUUCUACCGGUACCACAAGCUGAAGUCGCUGCGGGCGGGCAGUGAGGCUCACGGUCCAUCCACCGCCGUGCCCUACUGGCACAUCUUCAAGAAGGCGUUCCCACAGCUGCUGAACGUGUUCCUCGUCUUCUUCGUCACACUGUCCGUGUUCCCCACGGUGCUGGCAGAUAUCAACAUGGUUGACGAGGACUUCUUCGUGCCGAAACAGUACUUUGCUGCCGUGUUGUGUUUCUUCACCUUCAACUUCACGGCCAUGCUGGGCAACUUGAUGCCCAAUCUGUUUGUGAUGCCGACGCCGCGCUGGCUGUGGCUGCCGGUGGUGCUGCGAUUCGCGUUCAUCCCCUACUUCGUGCUCUGCAACUACCUGCCGGUGCACGUGGAGCGAGUGACGCCAGUCUACAUCAACAACGACUGGGCCUACUGGGGCAUGGUGGUGCUGCUUGGACUCAGCUCGGGAUACUUCUCGUCACUGGGCAUGAUGUACUGUCCCAGGACGGUGGAGCCGCAGUUUGCUUCCACGGCCGGUAUGUUCGGCGCCGCCGCGCUCGUCACGGGCGUCUGCUCGGGAGUACAGUUCUCGCUGGUGCUCUCCUGGUUCGUCCAAAACGUCAACUUUGCGUAGUGACGGCCGUCAGUGGCGACAUCUAUCCAAGAUGAAGCGCGGUGGCAAAACGCUUCUGCGCUGGCAGUGAUCUUCACUCAAAGCCAAGACGCUUCCUGCGGACAGCUGCUCCAGCCAGCAACCAGUCAUAAGCUCCUCGCAGUGGUGUGUUAAGUGUUUGCCUUUGAAGAGGACACUCAUGCCCUAGUGGACUCGGCAGCCUUGCGGAAGUGGGCAUACAGCAUCUCGCUCGCUGGUGUUAUUGAAGCUGCGGAGCUCUGGCGAUGAACAACCCGGUGCUUUAUGAAUGGGAAGCGCCGCCAGCGCCCAUCUGAGUCUCCUAUAACGCGGCCGUUGCGGCCUGACUUUGCGCUCUUCUGACGGGCAGCGAACUUACGCCACCCAGCCCGGAGUGCCGCGUAACCGUAGUGCAAUUACCGAGUGAUUGAUGCCUCGAGACGACGCCCUAUGGCGGAUACAGCCGAGUGAGACUUUUGUUUGACGUUGCGGCGAGGAGUGUCUCUGACUCGGGCGGAUCUCGGGCCUUCCGCCGCAGGGCAGCUACGGCAAGUCAUUGGUGCGUGUGUGACGCGUGUUGACAGUCGCGUAUGUUGUGCUCGAUGGAGUGUUUCUGUUGUUUUGUGAGGGCCUCUGUUCGUAUGGGCCCGGACGCGCUGCGUGCGUUACCUUUCUGUUACUCAGUCGGCGCGGAGCCGACGCGACUGCCUGUUUCGCUGCUGUUUUGUUCUGUGUCGGUGGCCGCUGAGUAUCGGUGCCUUGUGAGGUGUAGUCUCGGGUGUAAAGAGCUCGCGACUGGCCGUUUCCACGCGACUCGUGGUGUAUGAAUGUGGCGUUUCUGUACGGAAUAUCAAGACGUUUCUACAAACCUUUAGACUCUUUAGUGCCCUGCUACAAACAUAUCGUUUAUUGGUGUCGAAUGAUGCGACACCAAACAACAAACCACCUUAUCGCUUUAGGACAUUUUUGCAAACACUUCACACAAAACCAAGAUACUCAAAAUGUUAACACAUGCGAUGUAAAAACACUCAAUGCGGUACAUGUUUUAGAUCACACGAUUGAUCGUGUUUUAUCCAAUACCAACCCCACCCCAAGAAUUGUACACUUCACAGGUCACGUGAUGCACGUUAACCAGGGAUGACGGGCCAUGCAUUACGGUCCUUCAUCACUCAUCAGGACAGGAGUCACGUAGUCAGUGACCACCCCCUGAGGACGGCGAUACCAAGCACGAAUACUCAGGUGACGCCUGCGAGGGCUUGCUUUGAUAACGCAGUGACCACGCAGAACGACAGCAUCGGACAAAGCCGUUGACCCGGCUGAUCGUCCUACCUCGUCCUAACUGUGUGGAAGGCGCGAACCCAAGCGAAGAGAACAUCGCGUGACACCCCAGUCCAUCUACUUCCGCGAGCGAUCAUGUGAUUGUUCCGAAUGCUCGCCGUUCACACAAGGACAGGUCACGUGAUAUAGUGAUGACCAAACGUGUGAGGUCACAUGAUGCUGCCGGUGCCGCUGGACAGGUUGGCCAUCAGCAGCUCCAUCUUGUUGAGAAAGUUGCGGCCCUCCAUCUUCUCCCAUUUGAUCUGUGGAGACAGACAACGUCACUCGUCAGGUAUUGGUCAAUAACACUUGGUACUAGUUGGCACUGCAGCUGAUGGAGUGCCAACUACUACUUGGUCUUGGUACUACAGAUGGCAUUCGACACAGUCAAAAACAACGCAGCAACCGCGCGAUUUAGGAACUAUCCGACCAAUCAUAACACAAUCAGCGUACACACCACCCUCGCGCUGCGCCCUCUCCUUCCUCCCCAUAUCACCCACCUGUCGGAAGGCUCCUCCGAGAUGCUCCCACUUGUGUUCGGUGACCAGCGCCGUGGGGAAGAAGUCCCGUUUGGGCGACUGGGCCACACUGACAGUGACCGGCUCGCCGUGGGGCUGACAGCGGACGGCCACGUAACAGUGUCCGCCGGGGGCCGAGAGGACGCAGCUGGAGGAGGCCGCCCCGCCGCCGCCCGACUGGGCCGUCUGUGAGGCGUCUGAUCCCCCGCCGCCGCCGCCGCCCUGUCCGCUGCUGCUGCUCUUCACCGUCCAGCCCAUGAUACGGCCCAGGGACUGGGCGGCCAGCAGGUUAUGCUGAGAGACCUGUGCAGAGACGGGGCAGCGAGAGAGGUGGUUAGUCAAUGUACAGGGUGAUUCAUAGCCGUGUGACCGAAAAUAAAUGAAAACUACAGGAAAUGCAUUCGUGUUACAUGCCAUUGCCAAGUACCAUAUUAAACAGCCAAAUCUGAAGUUUUGAUCCAUGUAUAGCAUCAGUCACAAAUACUUUUCGUUCGCCUCUCACAAGCUUCUUUUAAACAAGAUGUUCAAAAUGGCCACCUCGGCGACGGAUGCACUCCAGCGCCAGAGCCUAAAGUUGGCGAUGGCGCGGACGCACAACAUUUCUAAGGAAAUAGAACCAAAGCAGCCUCCAAUGGCAUCCUUCAGCCCCAGAAUAUCCUGAGGACUCUCCUCACAGACCUCGGACUUUGCAUAGCCCCAGAGGAAGAAUUCCACGACGCUGAGCUCCGGCGAGCGUGGCGCCCACCUGACCUCAGCGCUCUUUGAAAUCAACUUUC